Molecule: messenger RNA, 450 nt
Organism: Medicago truncatula (barrel medic)
Lineage: Eukaryota; Viridiplantae; Streptophyta; Magnoliopsida; Fabales; Fabaceae
Product: E3 ubiquitin-protein ligase ATL4
Exons: 1
Coding region: 1-450 (149 amino acids)
Source: RefSeq, a predicted model, not a curated record
AUGGAGAUUGUAAUUUCAUUGAUAAUCUUAUUUGUUGGGAUUGCUAUUUUGGUGUCUAUUCAUUUCUGCAUAGUUGGAAGGGCUUUUAGAAGGGAUAGUAACAAUGAAGACAUGCAAGUCCAGAGUAGCAGUACUAGGAGCACUGCAAAAGGAAUGUUUGGUGGUGACAAUAUUGGUGACUUGAAGAACCUUCCUUGUUUUGAUUAUGUGGAACAACCAGAGAAAGGAAACAACAACCUUGUGGAUUGUGCUGUUUGUUUGGAGAGUUUUAAGGUUGGUGAUGCUUGUAGGUUGUUGCCUAAUUGCAGGCAUAGCUUUCAUGUUCAGUGUAUAGAUUUGUGGAUUCUCAAGACACCCUUUUGUCCAAUUUGUAGAACAUGGGUUCAUUCACGUGUAAUUAUGAGGGAAGGAAGUGCUGAUUCUGAUAUUGUACAUAUUGAAAUGCCAUAA